CAAUGCAACAUUGUCUACGAGCGUAGGUCUGGACCCAACACUUUAGCACGCAGCCGCUACUAAUAUGAAAUCUCGGGCUAUACCUCCCGCGCAUCUCCGGGCAACUACGCACACCCUUCUGACGAAAGCUGUGACAAGGACAACCUGUGACUGAGGCUUCAGGCGGCACGACUGGAUUGGCAACAACCACCGCAAUACGGCUUCAAGUACACCACAAUGCGAAAGCUUUCAAUCACUUGGUCGCGCACCACUAUCAAUCGAGCUUGCGGCACGUCGACCUCGCUUCGUCAUCUUAUCGACGCUGUGAUCGCUGAGGACUCCGUCUGUUUAGAAUCCACCUGCGUCUUUUGCACGCCGUUGUGUACUCUCACGUCUAACAAUGUCUCAAAUCACAAAGUUACGACAUUCAAAAUCCAUCACUGAUGGACGAGCGACUGAUACGACUGCCGACGGGAACAUCAAACAUGCACCCUGCAUCGAUCAAACGAAUCGUACCCCAGCAUUGUCGCGAGUCAACAUGCCUUGACGUCCAGAACCUGUUGCUCUCAUCCGCAAUCGCAUCUUGGAGCCAAGACCUACCGGACAUCAGCAGAGUUAAGCCACCAUUAUUGCAAGUAGCAUCGAUCUGCCUGCUAUGCAAUGUUGCUAGGUCUGCCUGUGCUUUACGCCCCGAAACAGGUUUCGAGGAACAGCGUCAAUCCAGCUGCCCAGCAUCGUCGAUACCCAACGUCAAGGCCCUCGCUAUCCGCUCGGCCCGAGCAGAGAGCUCGUGCCACAACCGCGCAUGUCUCUCUAACCCAUCCCACCUCCAAGGUUGUCGACUUGGAAGUUGGAACAGGAAACAAUCCCUCCUUUCAUCUGUUACCGUAACCAGCAAUCACAACACGCAGAUCGUCGGUUUGGUGCCCAAAAUCGGCAUUACUCAGGCCUGUCCGUCCAAGAACUGCCGAGCAACAGCACACCUCACCGCAUUUCGCAAUAGUAGGGCCGAUAUGAACGUUGUUCUGGCUGUUCGGGGAUCGGCCUCCGCGAACCCGAUGCUCGGUAAUGGAUCUCGAAGUACCUUCUCGAUCAAUCGGAGACGCUACCGCGGCCACUCGGCCUUCCGUUGGGCGCCGCUGCAGAGGUUAGACAUGAACUGUCGGCUUCAUCGAGAUGCCGAGCCAGGAUCCGGAGUCGCGCCGACGACGGUGGGCACCAAGGUAAGGAGGUACAUGUAUAUAUUGUCAUCGUCAGGAAAGGUGAGUGAGACUGCUGCCAAGCGUUCUAGCCAUCAGAGUAAGUGGCGAGAAGGAACCACUUUCUCGAGAAGCUGUCUCGAAGCUGUGCUGAACAGCGAUGUUAUGGCACAUCGGCAUCAUAGCCCCGGCUUCCACUCAAUGUCUUCAAUUCAGUUUUCAAUCUAACCUCCA
Molecule: messenger RNA, 1412 nt
Organism: Didymella exigua CBS 183.55
Lineage: Eukaryota; Fungi; Ascomycota; Dothideomycetes; Pleosporales; Didymellaceae
Exons: 1
Coding region: 465-1406 (313 amino acids)
Source: RefSeq, a predicted model, not a curated record